Messenger RNA from Capsicum annuum, 1335 nucleotides. Its product is annotated as ABC transporter B family member 11-like. Gene Ontology annotation, molecular function: ATP hydrolysis activity; ATP binding; ABC-type transporter activity. The annotation marks the transcript as partial. Gene Ontology annotation, cellular component: membrane. Gene Ontology annotation, biological process: transmembrane transport. The record is from RefSeq and is a predicted model, not a curated record. Lineage: Eukaryota; Viridiplantae; Streptophyta; Magnoliopsida; Solanales; Solanaceae. The transcript has 5 exons.
GUAGCCCUUAAAUUCAUAUAUCUGGCUCUUGGAUCAGGUCUUGCUACAUUUACCCAGGUUGCUUGCUGGACGGUCACAGGCGAAAGGCUGGCUGCUCGAAUCAGAUAUUUAUACCUGAAAACUGUAUAUAGACAAGAUAUUGGAUUUUUUGAUCAGGGGACGAGCACUGGUGUCAUUAUCGAAAGCCUGUCUAGUGAUACUCUUACUAUUCAAGAUGCCAUCGGCGAAAAGGUUGGGAAAUUUAUCCAAGUAUCAGCUACAUUCGUUGUUGGAUUAAUAAUAGCUUUUAUUAAGGGGUGGCGUCUAGCGUUGAUCUUGUCAACUUCAAUUCCUCCACUUGUCCUCUCUUCUGCUGUCAUGACUAUCAUUCUGGCGAAAUUAGCAUCCCGUGCACAAACUGCUUAUUCAGAAGCUGCAAUUGUGGUUGAACAGACAAUAAACUCAAUUAGAACUGUUGCUUCAUAUACAGGAGAGAGAAGGGCUAUUUCUGCAUAUCACAAAUCUCUGAACAAAGCUUAUCGAUCUGAUGUACUAGAGGUUUUGGCUUCAGGGCUCGGUUCGGGUGUUUUCUUUUGGGUCUUAUACGCAAGUUAUGCUUUAGCAAUAUGGUACGGCGCAAAAAUGAUUUUGGACCACAACUAUACUGGAGGAGAUGUAAUGAAUGUCCUUAUGGCUACACUGACUGGCUCAUUUACUUUAGGAUAUGCAUCUCCAUGCUUGCGUGCGUUUGCUGCUGGAAAGGCCGCAGCUUUUAAAAUGUUUCAGACGAUAGACAGAAAGCCGGUCAUAGAUCCUUAUGAUAUGAGAAGACUGAAACUUCAUGACAUUAGUGGUGACAUUGAACUUAAUAAUGUUCACUUCUGCUAUCCUGCAAGACCAAAAGAGAGCAUAUUUGAUGGUUUCUCUGUGUCGAUACCUAAGGGAACAACGACGGCUCUAGUAGGGCGAAGUGGAAGUGGAAAAUCGACUGUGAUAAGUUUGAUAGUGAGGUUCUAUGAUCCACAGGCUGGUGAAGUUCUGAUUGAUGGUAUAAAUAUCAAAGAAUUUCAGCUUAGGUGGAUCAGGGGGAAAAUCGGCCUUGUUAGCCAGGAACCUGUGCUAUUUGGUUCGACGAUAAAGGAUAAUAUUGCCUAUGGGAAGGAUGAUGCAACUCUUGAAGAAAUUAAAGAUGCAGUUCAACUAGCCAAUGCAUCCAUGUUCAUUGUUAAAUUGCCACAGGUUUUGUUUCAAUUUCUACUUUUCGAUCAAGUUAUAGCUGACUCAAGUUCUUCUCAAUAUCUUACAAAAAAAAAAAAACUUCCAUUAUUCCUUCUAAUUCAGGGACUAGACACCAGA